This is a messenger RNA of Beauveria bassiana ARSEF 2860, 786 nucleotides long. RefSeq names its product EMG1/NEP1 methyltransferase. Gene Ontology annotation, molecular function: rRNA (pseudouridine) methyltransferase activity; rRNA binding. The transcript is spliced from 3 exons. NCBI's taxonomy places the organism in Eukaryota, Fungi, Ascomycota, Sordariomycetes, Hypocreales, Cordycipitaceae. Gene Ontology annotation, cellular component: nucleolus; small-subunit processome. The record is from RefSeq and is a predicted model, not a curated record. Bases 1 to 786 code for a protein of 261 amino acids. Gene Ontology annotation, biological process: rRNA base methylation.
AUGUCAUCUACGGAUCACCGAGCAGGCGUAAAGCGACCGAGAACGCAAUCGCUGCCACCGCCCCAACUUCCCCAAUUGGUCGCGGAACAAAGUACACCGAUUCCGCCCACAGACAAGGACUCUCAAAGGCUCAUUGUCGUUUUGUCCAACGCCAGCCUCGAGACCUACAAAGCGUCGCACAGCAACAGCAGUCGCACUGGCAUACACCGCGAGGAAAAAUACUCGCUGUUGAACAGUGAUGAGCACAUUGGAGUCAUGCGUAAGAUGAAUCGUGACAUAAGCGAUGCUCGCCCAGAUAUUACCCACCAGUGCCUCCUUACCUUAUUGGACUCACCAAUCAACAAAGCUGGGAAGCUACAAAUCUAUAUUCAUACUGCGAAGGGUGUUCUUAUCGAGGUCUCACCCUCUGUACGAAUUCCUCGUACCUUUAAAAGAUUUGCUGGUCUCAUGGUGCAACUGUUACAUCGUCUGUCGAUACGCUCUACAAACUCCAACGAAAAACUUCUAAGGGUUAUUCAAAACCCUAUCACCGAUCACUUGCCACCCAAUUGCCGGAAGGUCACACUGAGCUUCGACUCACCUCUAGUUCGUGUGCGCGAAUAUGUUGAGUCUGUUGGCUCCAAGGAGAGUAUCUGCGUGUUCGUUGGUGCUAUGGCUAAGGGUGCGGAUACAUUUGGGGACUCUAUGGUCGACGAAAAGAUCUCGAUCAGCAACUAUUCUCUCUCUGCCAGCGUAGCCUGUAGCAAGUUUUGCCAUGCCGCUGAGGACGCUUGGGAUAUCCUCUAG